AUGUCAGAAUCUAAGAAAGUUAAAUAUAUCACUGAAAAAAAUAUUGGUGGUCGUCCAUUAAAACUAAUUUGGAAUUUUUAUGAUAGAGGAGGUAUAUUAGAUAAUUCAGGACAUUAUGAAGCAAUUUGUAAAGUAUGCGAUAAAAAAUUUUCAUCUGGAAAACCAUCACAAAUGAAAAAACAUAUAAUUAGUGAAUGUAAGAAAGUUUUUGAAACAGUAAAAGAAGCAGUUAUAUAUAUUAUUGAAUCUUGUAACAAUUUAUCAAAUAUUUCUGAAACUAAGCAUUCAAAUAAACAAUUACAUUUAGAUGAAUUUUUUGAAUAUACAACUAUUCCAGAUAAACAUAUUGAAUCAAUAAAUAGAGCACUUAUUAAAGCAUUUGUAUGUAGUGGAUUAAAAACUUAUAUUGAUACAAGAUGGAUAACAGUUUAUGAGAAGUUAAAAUCAGUUUAUCAAUUAGAAACUUUUAUAACAAAUGAAUCUGUUAAAACAAUUAUUUGUAGAAAAAGAGGAUUUUUUAAUGAUGUUUAUGAUUUAGCUAAAAUUUUUAAACCAAUUAAGGAUGCUAUUAUUAAAUUAGAAAGUAGAAAUGCAACAUUAGCUGAUUGUUAUUUUUCAUUAAUAAGUUUAGGAAAUGCAAUUCAUAAAAUACCCAAAGAAAUUUAUAAGCAUAUUCAUCAACAUGCUAUUAAAGUAUUUAAUUCAAGAUUUGAAGAAUUUGAAUUUGAUGAAUAUCUUUUAGCAUAUUUUCUUUAUCUGAGCUAUAAGGAAAAUUUAAAUUUAUUAGAAAUAAUUGAUUUGGAAAUGGAAACUUUUAAAGAUACUGAUGAUAAUCAAAUAAUAGAAAAUUCAGAUAAUGAAAAUGAAUUAAAUGAUUUUAUUCAAGAUUUAGAAAGUGAAAAAAAUUAUAAUUCAAUUUUAUUUGUCGUUGGAGUCAUUGCUGAAGCUGUUACUGGAGCCGUCGUUAAAACUGUCGUUGA
Racocetra fulgida is the source of this 980-nucleotide messenger RNA. The record is from the annotation of a GenBank genome assembly. Lineage: Eukaryota; Fungi; Glomeromycota; Glomeromycetes; Diversisporales; Gigasporaceae.